AUGGCCCACAAGUCUUUGGCAAGAAUACUUCCAGAUCGCGAUCUGGAAUACGCCUACGCUAGCUACGACCAGAACGACAGACUGCAGCUGGACAAGACGGCCACAACCAAUCCCAACGACGAACGCCAGGUUCACCGGCCCGAGAGAAAGAAUGAAAGCCGCCGCAAAAAGAGCAGCAGCGGUGACCAACCCGUCGACAGCCAGGACAUCACCACCACCACCAGCGAGGCCCAGCUGACGGGGCGGACAGUACCCCGCGCCUACCCACCUUGCGACGCCUGCGUCACGCGCGGCCGGAGCUGCUCGCAGUACCGGCCCUGCGCAUCGUGCCACGGCGCCGGCGACACGUGCAGCGACUCGCGCGCCCUGCACGCGCUCGGCAACCUCGAGCCACCGGGCCGAAAGCGCAAGCUCGGCGGCCUCACGGACGAGCAGGGCCGACCCAUCAAGCGCGGCCGCAUGGAAGUCCUCAAGGGUCCCUGCGCGUCGUGCGCCGCGGUGCCGUGCGAUGCCGACCACAGGCUGCGCAUCGAGUGCACGGCGUGCGCCGACGUGCGCGCCGUCCGCGAUCCGGACCACAAGUGCGUCGUCGCCGAGACGGCCGUGUACAUGCCCAAACGCAGCCGGUGGACGCGCGCCCCGUACAGCAACAUUGCGCAGGUCGUGCAUUGGGGGUGCGAGGGGUGUCGCGGACGGUCGUACCGGCGGUGCGAUGUCGACCCGCGCGUUGAAGUCGGCUGCACCGAGUGCGCCGUGCGCGGCCACGAGUGCCGCUUCAUGCCGGACAGAAGGGAGCCGGAGGACGUCAAGACGCUGUGGCGGCGACCGCUGAAGGCCGAGUUUGAGCGCAAUCCUGGCCCGGCUUGGUGGCGGCGGCGGUGCGGGCGAUGCGCAGCGCGGGGCCUCAACUGCUCGUGGCUGGCCGACUACCGCAACAUUGGCUUCAAGUGCCAGAACUGCGUCGACGAGCAGAGCAAGGAGAGAUUCAAGGUGCCGGAUGCCGUCGUCGAGUGUUUCGACGCCGAGGACGGGUACACGUUGUGCCUCCGGGAGAUGGAAAACGUGCGGGACGAUGGGAGCCUCGUGCUGCCGACCAAGAUUGUGAACCGAAAGGUGCCGUGCUCGCUGUGUCGCCGCGGUGGCAGCCGUCAAACGUGUCGCGAAUACGAAGGCCUGGGCGACGUCGCAUGCGUGCGAUGCAACACGUGGGGGUUGCCCUGCUACGACAAGGCCGACGAGUCGGUACACCCGUCGGGGGAUGCGGACCACUCUGGCGAGUUCCUCAAGCCAAAGCCGUACGCAGAUUUGCAGGUCAUCGGCUGGGGCUCCGGCACGAGGACCAUGAUGGAAUAUACUGUCUGCAAGCCGUGUGAGGCGGGCGACCACAACUGCGACAGACAGCGACCUUGCGACAAGUGUGUCGAACGCGGCGAUACACAGCAGUGCACCUUUAUCCCAAGGGUCAAGGACAUGCCGGCGGGCCUCUUCCGGCGCUCCGCAUUCCCAGUUACUGGCGUGGUGCCAAAGAUCUCCAUGCUGCCGCCGUCCUACUACAUGGCUCUCGGCUUUGGCCCGUUCGGGGUGGAUGAUGACCGGGUCGGGCCGGUGCGGGGCAUCGGCGUCCCGGGUCCGCAGUGGGGCAUGUGGCAGGUCCGGGUUUCGGACCCGGAUGAAUCCAAUACGGCCACCAACAACCGGCCCGAAACCCGGAAACUCGUGCGCCGCGGCAAUCGGGCUAUUCCGCCCCGGAAACUUGGUGAUACUAGCGAGCAGCCACCCUCCAAGGACGAUCCUCCGAAAGACAAGCAGCAAGACCAACGCAUACCCCAACCCCAACCAAAGGUUAAGAGGCAGAGUGAGCCUCCUGUUGUUCUUGGACCCCAGGGCUACCCCGUGUAUCCCGAGGUGAAAGAACAAGAAAACGAAGACAUCAUCAUGUAUGAUGGGUCCUUUGCUUUCGACAACGACCUCGACAACGACGACGAAUUGAUGGCCAUUCUCCACAACGACUACCCCGUUUUUGAGCCUUGCCCACUACCCACAGAGGAGGACCUCGACGAUGCCGCCAUCUUGGCCGAGCUCAGCUCUCUGUUUGAUCCAUCAUCUAGCUUUCCCAAGGCUUACCUUGGCGAGAAUGCGUUGCCGCCCGUCGAUGGUGAGCUGGACGGGCUGUGGCUCGUCCCGCCCCCCGAGCGCGUCCUCCUGACGCUCCAGUCCCAAGAUGUCAGCGCCGUGGCUCGCCAUCCCUGGGCCGCUGCCGAGGACCCUACCAGACGUGACGACCGCGCAAACCACCUCCUGGCAAGGUGGCAGCGUCCUUCCGGCACAAACAUCCUCGCCGCCAUUCCCGACGAGCAAGACGUCUUCUCGCCAGACCUCCAGAACCCCUGUCCUCCCUGCCGCGAGCCCACGAGGCCCGGCGACACGACGCAGACCUGCCAAACGCCCUGCCCCGACCAGAACGCCGUCUGCGCAUCCCGCCACCACCUCUUUGACCCAGCCGGCCCCCGUCCCGUCUGCGCAGCCUGCGACACGCGCUCCGUGACCGACACGCUCCACGGCCCGAACCGCCUCACGGGCGCCGACAUCCUCUCGCUGCGCACCUACACCUGCUCCCACUGCACGAGCGCCGAGGUCCAGACCACCGGCGGCGGCGCCAUCGCCGACAGCAGCAACACGACCACCAUCGCCCGCGGCGCCCAGCACCCGCUGACGGGCUGCCUCUGCGGCACGAAGCUCCUCGGCCGCCCGCUCUGCGCCGCCCACCGCGCCGCCCUCGCCGCGCGCGCCGUCAUCCAGGCGGCCCUCGUGCGCGAGUGGCAGGUCGUCAACUUUGCGCCGGACCAGUGCGUCUUCUGCAAGGCCCGAGGCGGCGGCACGUCGGCCACUAUGCCGGGCCGCGACACACCGAGCGUGUUCCACUGCAGCGUGUGCGCGCGGGUCGUCGAGGACGGGGGCCGCAUGCCGACGCUGUUUCCGGGGUUCGAGGGCUGGGCCGCCGGCGCCGGGGCAGCGGCGUUUCGGGCCAACGAGGGGACGCCGGUGCCGGCGAGGGUGCCGGCUUGGGGGGCUGGGGCGCGGGGUGCGGGUCGGUAG
Verticillium nonalfalfae is the source of this 3096-nucleotide messenger RNA. RefSeq lists its product as uncharacterized. The transcript has a single exon. Lineage: Eukaryota; Fungi; Ascomycota; Sordariomycetes; Glomerellales; Plectosphaerellaceae. Bases 1 to 3096 code for a protein of 1031 amino acids. The record is from RefSeq and is a predicted model, not a curated record.